AGGGCUGAGCUGGGCAGCGCCAGGUGGAUCCUUGUGGAUGCCCCGCACUGUUCGGACAGCCUGGGGACUCGCAAUCUGAGAUUGAGGUGCUGAGUGGGUUCCCAGGCGGAGCUUUGAGGAGGGGGCUCCCCCUGGCUCUGAACCCCCCGUGCUGCCCACACCGAGCUCCUGGCUGCUGCUGCCGAGGUGAGCACGGGCCCAGCAGUGAGGUGAAUUUGGGAAGCAGCUGCAUCACUCCGGAUGAGGAUUUCCGACAAGAACCCGCUGUGGUUUCAGUGAUUCACUGCCACCGGUUCGCACUUUAAUGUCAUGGGACACCCUCCCUGCUGCCCACCCAGAGAUGUCCCCGCACAUCCCGGUGUUGGUGACAGCGUCCCUGCUCCCAUAGUGGGCUGGAGUGGGGACACUGGUCCAACUGGGAGGUACCUUGGUGGGAAGCUGGGAAGAGGUGGGAGCACAGGUGGGGUUUGUGUUGGAUGUGAAGAGCUGUGCCUUGACUCAGUUAUUCCAUGAGGUGAGGAAGUCUGUAAAAUCCAAACCCAAAUAACUAAACGGGCCAAAUCAAAUCCCUGUGACAGCACCUUUCCUGGCAGUGCCCAGGCUGAUGGCACCAGCCCCAAGUCCCUCAUUUCCCACACAAACUUCAGUCCCAGCAAGUGUGUGACAGCCUGUGCCGUGUCCAGCUUUUCCCUAAAGCUGCACUUUUCCAGCUCCCAGCACAGUUUGGACAGCUCAGGUGCUCCAUCUCCAUUCCCAGCCCGCAGGUUCCGUGUGCUUGGCAAUUCCCUCUUCUCCAUUGUCCAAGAUCAAGCUGGCCAUGCGAGGGCCCCUGUUUGCAUGGGGUCGGGAUGUGGGACCUGCGGGCUUUGGCAGGUGCUUGUGGAAUUUCUUGAAGAGAUUGGAAUGGCAGGAAUGCCAGCAAAGAGGAAAAACUGUCAGCUGUGUGUCUCUCAGGGCUGCACUGUCCUUUCUGGGUGUCCCCCAGGGCUGUGCCAUCCCUGCUCUGUGUCCCUAAGGGCUUCAUCAGCCCCGUUGGGUGUUCCUCAGGGUGGCAGGGAGAAGGGUGCCACUGCCUGGACCCCCUCCCGGUCACUGCAGGGUCUGGGGCCGUUUGCCACCCUCAUCCCUCGUGCCCACGGGAGCACCGCGUGGCUGCCAGGACCUGCUGCCUCACUCAAGCCCUUUCUCCGGCUGGGCUGUCUUCCCGGCAGGGCGCAGCCUGCCACUGUGGCUUGUUGCACAGAGCUUCAGCCCAGCACAGAAUGACACGUUUUCCGCUGCUUUUUCUGUCCCGGCAGGCGGGAGCUGUGCUGAGCCCUGACGCUGCUGCGUUUCGCCGGAGGGUUUUUGUGGAAAGCGGGGCUGGGGAAGUGCCUGAGGACAGUCACCUGUCCGUGUCCUGGACGUGGUGACACGGUACAGUGCUCGGCUGGCCGCGCUCAUAGCACGACUCUCUUUCAUCUCCACGUCUCUCUGGCCAACCGAAACCCGUAAUUUGUUGUCCCAGCCGCUGCUCCCGCCCUCCCGCGGGCUGCAGCCCCCCCGUGCCGCGCCCGUCCCCUCCCGGUGCCCAGACCCGGGUCCCACUGAGCCCCCAGGGUUCUGGAGCAUCAGGAGCAGCCCUGGCCCCGCUCCCAGCCCUGCUGUGGUGGCAGCUCCUGUUCCCUCUGGGCGCUUCCCUGAACGCUUCCUCGGACGUGGGGAGUAUCCCAAGGAAUGUUUUCUUUCCUUGGGCGGCAGAUCGCAGCGCACAGGGUCUGCUCUGUGCCCUGUCCUGGGCUGCACCCCGGCUGACCGCAGCGGGGCCGGGCUCGCCCUCGCCCAGCACGGCAGCGCCGCAGCCGGAGGGGGCCCCGCAGACCUGAGGGGUCCCCGCAGCGUGCGGGUGGGUGCCGAGGAGAGCCGGGCCAAGACAGGACCGUCCGGGACACUCUGAGCUACAAGGGGUCCCGCCGACCCCAACCUCUGCCAGGGUCGCCUGCUCUCGUGGAAGGGGUCACAGCCAGCCGGGCAGGUCAGUCGUGCCCGUCCCUCCGGGCAGGGACCAUGGCAGACACCGAGGAUGCCCCGCGCGAUAGCGGGGAGGGCGCGGGGGAGGACGGCUCCCUCCAGAACGAAUCCUUCCCGCUCUCUUCUCUGGCCAACCUGUUCGAGAGCGAGGACACCCCGAACCCCGCCGAGGCAGCCCGGGGUCCCCCCGGCGCCGGGGAUGGAAAGCAAAACCUCCGCAUGAAAUUCCACGGGGCCUUUCGGAAAGGCGCCCCGAAGCCCAUGGAGCUGCUGGAAGCCACCAUCUACGAGUCCCCCGUGGUCCCCGCGCCCAAGAAAGCCCCCAUGGAUUCCCUCUUCGACUACGGCACCUACCGCCACCACCCCAGCGAGAACAAGCGCUGGCGCAGGAGGAUCGCGGAGAAGCAGCCGCCAGCCGCAAAGGGACCGGCUCCCGAGCCGCCCCCCGUCCUCAAGGUCUUCAACAGACCCAUCCUCUUCGACAUCGUCUCCCGGGGAUCCCCGGCCGGCCUGGAUGGGCUCCUCUCCUUCCUUCUCACCCACAAGAAGCGCCUCACAGACGAGGAAUUCCGAGAGCCCUCCACGGGAAAGACUUGCCUGCCCAAAGCCCUGCUCAACCUGAGCGGGGGCAAGAACGACACCAUCCCCGUCCUGCUGGACAUCGCCGAGAAGACGGGAAACAUGCGGGAGUUCAUCAACUCGCCCUUCAGGGACGUCUACUACCGAGGUCAGACAGCGCUGCACAUCGCCAUCGAGCGCCGCUGCAAGCACUACGUGGAGCUGCUGGUGGAGAAGGGGGCAGACGUCCAUGCCCAGGCCCGCGGCCGCUUCUUCCAGCCCAAGGGCGAGGGCGGCUACUUCUACUUCGGUGAGCUGCCCCUCUCGCUGGCCGCCUGCACCAACCAGCCGCACAUCGUGCACUACCUGACGGAGAACGGGCACAAGCAGGCGGACCUGCGGCGCCAGGACUCCCGCGGCAACACCGUGCUGCACGCCCUGGUGGCCAUCGCCGACAACACCCGCGAGAACACCAAGUUCGUCACCAAGAUGUACGACCUGCUCCUCGUCAAGUGCGCCAAGCUCUUCCCCGACACCAACCUGGAGACGCUGCUCAACAACGACGGCCUCUCCCCGCUGAUGAUGGCAGCCAAGACCGGCAAGAUCGGGAUCUUCCAGCACAUCAUCCGGCGGGAGAUCACGGACGAGGACGCCCGGCACCUCUCCCGAAAGUUCAAGGACUGGGCAUACGGCCCCGUCUACUCCUCCCUCUACGACCUCUCCUCGCUGGACACCUGCGGGGAGGAGGUGUCCGUGCUGGAGAUUCUCGUCUACAACAGCAAGAUCGAGAACCGCCAUGAGAUGCUGGCUGUGGAGCCCAUCAACGAGCUGCUGAGGGACAAGUGGCGCAAGUUUGGGGCCGUCUCCUUCUACAUCAGCGUGGUCUCCUACCUCAGCGCCAUGAUCAUCUUCACCCUCGUCGCCUACUACCGCCCCAUGGAAGGCCCUCCGCCCUACCCCUACACCAGCACCGCCGACUACCUGCGCCUGGCCGGGGAGAUCAUCACCCUCCUCACUGGAAUCCUCUUCUUCUGCACAAAUAUCAAAGACCUGUUCAUGAAGAAGUGCCCAGGUGUGAACUCCUUCUUCAUAGAUGGCUCCUUCCAGCUGCUCUACUUCAUCUACUCGGUGCUGGUGAUUGUCACGGCAGGGCUGUACCUGGGUGGCAUCGAGGCUUACCUGGCUGUCAUGGUCUUUGCACUGGUGCUGGGCUGGAUGAAUGCCCUGUACUUCACCCGUGGGCUCAAGCUGACAGGGACCUACAGCAUCAUGAUCCAGAAGAUCCUCUUCAAAGACUUGUUCCGUUUCCUCCUGGUCUACCUGCUCUUCAUGAUUGGCUAUGCCUCAGCCCUGGUGUCCCUCCUCAACCCAUGUCCCAGCAGUGAGUCCUGCAGUGAGAAGUCCAACUGCACAGUGCCCACCUACCCGUCGUGCCGGGACAGCCAGACCUUCAGCACCUUCCUGCUCGACCUCUUCAAGCUCACCAUCGGCAUGGGCGACCUGGAGAUGCUCGAGAGCGCCAAGUACCCGGGUGUCUUCAUCAUCCUCCUUGUCACCUACAUCAUCCUCACCUUUGUGCUCCUCCUCAACAUGCUCAUCGCCCUCAUGGGCGAGACCGUGGGCCAAGUCUCCAAGGAGAGCAAGCACAUCUGGAAACUGCAGUGGGCCACCACCAUCCUGGACAUUGAGCGCUCCUUCCCGGUGUUCCUGCGGAAAGCCUUCCGCUCAGGGGAGAUGGUCACUGUGGGCAAGGGCACGGACGGGACCCCUGACCGCCGCUGGUGCUUCAGGGUGGACGAGGUGAACUGGUCCCACUGGAACCAGAAUCUGGGCAUCAUCAGCGAGGACCCAGGCAAGAGCGACACGUACCAGUACUAUGGCUUCUCCCACACCAUGGGGCGGCUGCGGAGAGAUCGGUGGUCGACGGUGGUGCCACGCGUGGUGGAGCUGAACAAGAGCUGCCCAGUGCCGGAGGAGGUGGUGGUGCCCCUGGGGACCCUGGGCACGGCGGAGCCGCGGGAGCAGCGGCACGGCCAUGCCCCGAGCUCCCCGCUCUAGCGCGGCCGUGCCCCGAGCUCCCCUCUCUGGCGCGGCCGUGCCCCGAGCUCCCCGCUCUAGCCCGGCAGCACCGCCUGCCCACGGACUCCGCCCGGGCUCUGGAGUCGCGGCUGGGCUAGAUGGUGCUUGUCUGCUCCUCAGGGAUUCGCGCAGCCUCUCCCCUCCGGCCGCUGUCCCGGGGGGUGUCCAGCCCGGUUCGGGGUCCUGGCCCUGCCCCGGCGGUGCCGGCGGUCUCGGCUCUCACCGGCUCGGCUCUCACUCCGGUGCCGGGAGUGGGGAGCGCAGCCCCCG
Ficedula albicollis (Collared flycatcher) is the source of this 4917-nucleotide messenger RNA. RefSeq names its product transient receptor potential cation channel subfamily V member 4 (gene TRPV4). Gene Ontology annotation, biological process: calcium ion import across plasma membrane; osmosensory signaling pathway; actin filament organization. Gene Ontology annotation, molecular function: calcium channel activity; protein binding. Lineage: Eukaryota; Metazoa; Chordata; Aves; Passeriformes; Muscicapidae. The record is from RefSeq and is a predicted model, not a curated record. Bases 2047 to 4626 code for a protein of 859 amino acids. The transcript has 16 exons. Gene Ontology annotation, cellular component: membrane; cilium.